AUGUCGUCCUCACACAACCCCCACCCACAAGACGACCCCGAGGGCGACGAGCCCGACAUGCUCGACGCCGACGAGGCCCUCGAGGAGGUUGAGCAGGGAGACGACGACGACGUCGCCAUGGACAGCGACGACGACGACCAGCAGGAGGAGAUCGCCCUCGAGAACGACUCGAUCGCCUACUUUGACGCGCACAAGGACUCGGUCUUCUGCAUCGCCCAACACCCCAAAUACCCGUCCCUCAUCGCGACCGGCGGCAGCGAGGGCGACGACGACGACGCGCCCGGCAAGGGCUACAUAUUCGACGCCUCGGCCGCCGAGUCAAGACCGGUCCUGCCGCCCAGCUUCAGCAGCGACCCGAGCGCGAGGGCGGAGGGCACGCAGCUGCAGCCGCUCUUCAGCAUCGACGGCCACACAGACUCGAUCAACACGCUCGCCUUCACGCUGCCCAACGGCGACUUCCUCGUCUCGGGCGGCCUCGACGGCCGCCUGCGCGCCUACGCCGUCAGGGUGGCGCCCGGCGCGCAGCCCCAGUUCAAGUUCCUCGCCGAGUCGCAAGAGGUCCCCGAGAUCAACUGGGUCGCGCCCUGCCCGUCGCCGCAGUACCCCAACACCGUCGCCCUCGGCGCCUCGGACGGCUCCGUCUGGGUCUACACCGUCGACCCCUCGGACAAGGCCAACCCGCUGCAGAUCGUGCAGUCGUACUUUUUGCACACGGGGCCCGUCACGGCCGGCACGUGGACGCCCGACGGCAACCUGCUGGCCACCGUGUCCGAGGACAGCAGCCUGUACGUGUGGGACGUGUGGGGGCUCGCCGCGGGCAAGGGCCUCGUCGGCGACAACGGCCAGACGUGCGUCUCGCUCACGGGCGCCGACCAGCGCUUCGAGGUCGAGGGCGGCCUCUACUCGGUCGCCGUCUCGCCCAGCGGCGGCGUGCUCGCCUGCGGGGGCGCCGGCGGCGCCAUCCGCGUCGUCGGCAUGCCCAGGCUGGCCGACGCCGGCGGCGGCGCCCAGCAGCCCAAGGGCGGCAAGGCCCGCUCCGCCGCCGAGCCCGCGGCGCAGGCGGGCGCCAUCCUCGCGGCGCUGCAGGUGCAGUCCGACAGCAUCGAGACGCUGGCCUUUGCGCCCGCGCCGCAGACCCUGCUGGCCGCCGGGUCCGUCGACGGCAGCGUCGCCGUCUACGACACGUCGCGCUCCUUUGCGCUGCGGCGCAACAUCGCGGGCGCGCACGACGACUUCUCGGUCGUGAAAGUGGAGUGGGUGCGGUCGGCCGGCUCGGCGGGCGGCCAGUGGCUGCUCACGAGCUGCGGCAUGGACGGCGUGGUGCGCCGGUGGGACCUGCGGGGCGCGACGCCGGCGCAGAACAUCUCGGGCGCGGCGGCGGCGGGCCUGGUCAAGGAGUGGAAGGGGCACCGGGGCGACGGGGAGGGCGGGGGCGUGCUGGGCUUCGUGCAGGGGGAGACUGGGGAGCGGAUCGUCACGGCUGGUGAUGAUGGCGUGGUGCUCGUGUUUGAGGCGUGA
Molecule: messenger RNA, 1518 nt
Organism: Thyridium curvatum
Lineage: Eukaryota; Fungi; Ascomycota; Sordariomycetes; Thyridiales; Thyridiaceae
Exons: 1
Coding region: 1-1518 (505 amino acids)
Molecular function (GO): protein binding
Source: RefSeq, a predicted model, not a curated record